AUGGCGGACCGACGGCGACAGCGCGCCUCGCAGGACACCGAGGACGAGGAGUCUGGAGCUUCGGGCUCAGAUAGUGGCGGCUCCCCGGCGCGGGGCGGCGGGAGCUGCAGCGGUAGCGCUGGAGGCGGGGGCAGUGGCUCUCUUCCUUCCCAGCGCGGAGGCCGAGCGGCCCUCCAUCUGCGGCGGGUGGAGAGCGGGGGGGCCAAGAGCGCCGAGGAGUCGGAGUGUGAGAGUGAAGAUGGCAUCGAGGGCGAUGCUGUUCUCUCAGAUUAUGAAAGUGCAGAAGACUCAGAAGGUGAUGAAGGAGAAUACAGUGAAGAUGAAAACUCCAAAGUGGAGCUGAAAUCAGAGCCCAAUGAUGCUGCUAAUUCUUCAGCAAAAGAAGAGAAGGGAGAAGAAAAGCCUGAUACCAAAGGCACUGUCACUGGAGAGAGGCAGAGUGGAGAUGGACAGGAGAGCACAGAGCCUGUAGAGAACAAAGUGGGUAAGAAGGGCCCUAAGCAUCUGGAUGAUGAUGAGGAUCGGAAGAACCCGGCAUACAUACCCCGGAAAGGGCUUUUCUUUGAGCAUGAUCUUCGAGGCCAAACUCAGGAGGAGGAAGUCAGACCUAAGGGGCGUCAGCGAAAACUAUGGAAGGAUGAGGGUCGCUGGGAGCAUGACAAGUUCCGGGAGGAUGAACAGGCUCCAAAGUCCCGACAGGAGCUCAUUGCUCUUUAUGGUUAUGACAUUCGCUCAGCUCACAAUCCUGAUGACAUCAAACCCCGAAGAAUUCGGAAACCCAGGUUUGGGAGUCCUCCACAAAGAGAGCCAAACUGGAUUGGUGAACGGUCAAACAAGUCCCAUCGCCACCAGGGUCCUGGGGGUACCCUGUCACCAAGGACAUUUAUUAAUAGGAAUGCUGCAGGUACUGGCCGCAUGUCUACACCCAGGAAUUACUCUCGAUCUGGGGGCUUCAAGGAAGGUCGUGCUGGUUUUAGGCCUGUGGAAGCUGGUGGGCCACAGAGUGGCCGGUCUGGUGAGACUUUUAAGCAUGAGACUAGUUACCGGUCACGGCGGUUGGAGCAGACUCCUGUGAGGGAUCCAUCCCCAGAAGCAGAUGCUCUAGUGCAUGGCAGUCCUGAGAAGGAAGAGGCAGCCUCAGAGACACCAGCUCCUGGUCCUGACACUGCACCCCCAGCCCCUGACAGGCCUAUUGAGAAGAAAUCCUAUUCUCGAGCAAGAAGAACCAGAACCAAAGCUGGAGAUGCAGUCAAGAUUGCAGAAGAGGUGCCUCCUCCACCAGAGGGGCUGACCCCGGCACCUCCAGUCCCAGAAACUACCCCUCCUCCACCUGCUAAGACUGGAAACUGGGAGACUCCAGUGGAUUCUACUACAGGUGGACUUGAGCAAGACAUGGCACAGCUAAAUAUAACAGAACAGAAUUGGACUCCAGGGCAGCCUUCAUUCCUGCAGCCACGAGAACUUCGGGGUAUGCCCAGCCACAUCCACAUGGGAGCAGGACCACCACCUCAGUUUAACCGGAUGGAAGAAAUGGGUGUCCAAGGUGGUCGAGCCAAACGCUAUUCAUCCCAGCGGCAAAGACCUGUGCCAGAGCCCCCUGCUCCCCCUGUGCAUAUCAGUAUCAUGGAGGGGCAUUACUAUGAUCCAUUGCAGUUCCAGGGACCAAUCUAUACCCAUGGUGAUAGCCCUGCCUCACUACCUCCUCAGGGCAUGAUUGUGCAGCCAGAAAUGCACCUUCCACACCCAGGUUUACAUCCCCACCAGACACCGGCACCUCUGCCCAGUCCAGGCCUUUAUCCUCCACCAGUGUCCAUGUCUCCAGGACAGCCACCACCACAGCAGCUGCUUGCUCCUACUUACUUUUCUGCUCCAGGCGUCAUGAACUUUGGUAAUCCCAGUUACCCGUAUGCUCCAGGGGCACUGCCUCCCCCACCACCUCCUCAUCUGUAUCCUAAUACACAGGCCCCAUCACAGGUAUAUGGAGGCGUGACCUACUAUAACCCCGCCCAGCAGCAGGUGCAACCAAAGCCCUCCCCACCCCGGAGGACUCCCCAGCCAGUCACCAUCAAGCCCCCACCACCUGAGGUUGUAAGCAGGGGUUCCAGUUAA
Orycteropus afer afer is the source of this 2109-nucleotide messenger RNA. It is a transcript of the gene CASC3, whose product is annotated as CASC3 exon junction complex subunit. Gene Ontology annotation, molecular function: mRNA binding. Bases 1 to 2109 code for a protein of 702 amino acids. The record is from RefSeq and is a predicted model, not a curated record. Lineage: Eukaryota; Metazoa; Chordata; Mammalia; Tubulidentata; Orycteropodidae. Gene Ontology annotation, cellular component: exon-exon junction complex. Gene Ontology annotation, biological process: mRNA processing. The transcript is spliced from 13 exons.